CAUUGACCACGGCACUUCUGUUCACAGGAGGAACGCCCCCCUCGCCACCGCUCCAGGAAAGGGGGUUCCGUGGGUGGCGUGUGCUACCUGUCCAUGGGCAUGGUCGUACUGCUCAUGGGCCUCGUCUUUGCCUCUGUCUACAUCUACAGAUACUUCUUCCUUGCUCAGCUGGCCCGGGAUAACCUCUUCCACUGUGGCGUGCUCUAUGAAGACUCCCUGUCCUCCCAGAUCCGGACUCGGAUGGAGCUGGAGGAAGAUGUGAAGAUCUAUCUUGAGGAGAACUAUGAGCGUAUCAAUGUCCCCGUGCCCCAGUUUGGUGGUGGGGACCCUGCAGACAUCAUCCAUGACUUCCAGCGGGGUCUCACUGCCUACCACGACAUCUCCCUGGACAAGUGCUACGUCAUCGAACUCAACACCACCAUUGUGCUACCCCCGCGAAACUUCUGGGAACUCCUCAUGAAUGUGAAGAGAGGGACGUACCUCCCACAGACGUACAUCAUCCAGGAGGAGAUGGUGGUAACGGAGCAUGUCAGUGACAAGGAGGCUCUGGGUUCCUUCAUCUACCAUCUGUGCAACGGGAAGGACACCUACCGACUGCGACGCCGGGCCACCCGGAGGCGGAUCAACAAACGUGGGGCCAAGGACUGCAAUGCCAUCCGCCACUUUGAGAACACCUUUGUGGUGGAGACGCUCAUCUGCGGGGUGGUGUGAGGCCUUCUGUCUAGGCCCACCCCUGCCCUCUUCUCUCUCCUUCUGGCCACUCUCUGGCCCCCCUCCUCCCUUUGCUUAUUAGCUUGUAACUUGGGCACUUUUCCAUAGACGUGACAUGUCCCGCUACCCUUUCCAGCCCCAGCCCCAGCCCCAUCCUAAUCCCCGUACCAGGGCUGUGAUCUCUCGAGGGGACCUCUGAGACUGCUUGUCUUUCAGGUGUGAGGCGGGAGGGGACAGUUGCCCAAGAUGGUUUCCGUAACCCAUUGUUUUAAGUCAGCUCCCCAGUGGCUGGGCCAAGGGGAAGGACUAAAGGGAGGGCAGGGGCAAGGCCUGGCAUGGGGUUCAGAAUAGCCCCCCACAUUUGGGGAAGUCCCGAAAGACUUUUUUUUCUUGCACAGCACACUUCUUCCUCCGUUCUCCUGGUUCUGAGGCCUAAGUGUGGACGUAGGAUGGGGAAAUGUGUCCUGGGUUGGACCUGUCAGAGCCCAAGAGAAGGUGGCUAUCCUGGGGUCAGGGCCUUCAUCCUACCAGCAGGAGCCUGGAGUUUGAGGGUGGGAAUGAGUCUGCCAAGCACAAUUGUUCUGAGUGGAACCAAAGAAAGGAGGAGCUGGGCCGCCCUGGUCUGGCACCUAGGAGCCCAGGAGCAGGUGGGUACAGCUGUGGUAAGCUACAGGCCCUGGGCAGCGGAUGAAGCCCAUGCAUCCUCCAUGCCUUGGCUUCUGUGAACGAUGGAGGCGGGAAGGAGAGCCACCUGGUACUUUGGUCCCUGCUUCCUCUUCCGUUCUGGAUCCAGCCCCUCUGUCCAGGGGUGCGUGAUGUUUCUCCUCCUCCUGCAUGUUUAUAACGAUGUUCGAGCUGGCCACCUGGGUGAGGCUUUGGUGCCUCGGGUCAGACCUGGGUUCUCCAUGGCAGUGAAGCACUCAAAUGCUUUGUAUAUUUUCUCUAUUAGAUCUCUUUUCAGAAGUGUCUAGAAAAUUAAAA
This is a messenger RNA of Alexandromys fortis (reed vole), 1692 nucleotides long. It is a transcript of the gene Itm2c, whose product is annotated as integral membrane protein 2C. Gene Ontology annotation, molecular function: amyloid-beta binding. Bases 94 to 711 code for a protein of 205 amino acids. The transcript has 5 exons. NCBI's taxonomy places the organism in Eukaryota, Metazoa, Chordata, Mammalia, Rodentia, Cricetidae. Gene Ontology annotation, biological process: negative regulation of amyloid precursor protein biosynthetic process. Gene Ontology annotation, cellular component: extracellular exosome; plasma membrane; Golgi apparatus. The record is from RefSeq and is a predicted model, not a curated record.